Rosa rugosa (rugosa rose) is the source of this 1076-nucleotide messenger RNA. Its product is annotated as GDSL esterase/lipase At5g03810-like. The record is from RefSeq and is a predicted model, not a curated record. The transcript has 5 exons. Bases 1 to 1053 code for a protein of 350 amino acids. NCBI's taxonomy places the organism in Eukaryota, Viridiplantae, Streptophyta, Magnoliopsida, Rosales, Rosaceae. Gene Ontology annotation, molecular function: hydrolase activity, acting on ester bonds.
AUGAUAGUUUCCGGUAAACUCUUGGUUUCCUUGAGCCUUCUAGUUCUUGUUUUCAAAGUGUCUCAUGGGCAGCCUUUAGUUCCUGCACUCAUCAUCUUUGGGGACUCUGUUGCUGAUGUGGGAAAUAAUAACAACCGCACUACACUAGUGAAGGCAAACUUCCCUCCUUAUGGAAGAGACUUCGUUAAUCAUCAACCGACUGGAAGAUUUUGUAAUGGGAAGCUUGCCACAGACUUCACCGCUGAAUAUCUCGGAUUCACCUCAUACCCACCAGCUUUCCUUAGCCAAGAAGCCACAGGGAUGGGCAUUUUGACUGGAGUCAACUUUGCCUCAGCUGCUUCUGGCUAUUAUAACUGGACAGCCCAGUUAUGGGGUGCAAUUUCACUAGACCAACAAUUAAAUUACUACAAUGAGUAUCAAAGUAUAGUGGUGAAUAUGGUAGGGGAAGCCGAAGCCAAUGCCAUAUUCUCUGGCGCCAUCCACCUUCUUAGUGCAGGAACCAGCGAUUUCAUUCAGAACUACUACAUCAAUCCAUUUCUUAGAGGCUACACACCUGACCAAUUCUCAGAAAUUCUAAUGAGAUCCUACUCCUCUUUCAUUCAGAAGUUGUAUGGACUCGGAGCACGAAGGAUUGGAGUCACAAACUUACCACCUAUAGGAUGUUUGCCAGCAUCAAUUACCCUAUUUGGCUCAGGAAGCAACCAGUGGAACAUAAAAUUGAAUCAAGAUGCCAUUUUAUUCAAUAACAAGCUUAACAACACAUCUCAAACUUUGCAGAAGAGUCUUCCCGGACUCAAGCUCGUAGUUUUUGAUAUCUACCAGCCCCUCCUGGAUAUGAUCACAAACCCCAGUGACAAUGGGUUCUUCGAGUCAAGAAGAGCUUGUUGUGGAACAGGUACAUUUGAAACAUCUGUGCUCUGUAACUCUAGGUCUGUAGGAACAUGCAACAAUGCAACUGGUUAUGUGUUCUGGGAUGGAUUUCAUCCCUCUGAAGCUGCCAAUGAGGUCUUAGCUGGUGAUCUACUUGCACAGGGCAUCGAUCUCAUAUCUUGAAUCUAUUUAUACAACAACUUUGA